Molecule: messenger RNA, 2061 nt
Organism: Aspergillus chevalieri
Lineage: Eukaryota; Fungi; Ascomycota; Eurotiomycetes; Eurotiales; Aspergillaceae
Product: putative NADH-ubiquinone oxidoreductase 64 kDa subunit
Exons: 5
Coding region: 1-2061 (686 amino acids)
Molecular function (GO): calcium ion binding; NADH dehydrogenase activity
Source: RefSeq, a predicted model, not a curated record
AUGAGCGCGGUGCUCCGGUGCCGUCCGGAUGGCCCCGCGCUGAAGAGGAUCGGACUGCUCUCGAAUCGAUCUCUUACCUCGAGGACUCCUGUGUCUGCUGGAAUCGCUGCCCGCCGAGCACUACAUAGUUCUCGUCGGAGACCGGAGCUGUCUCGAUGCUUGGCGCGAUGUCAAUCUCCAAAUACUGCGUCAUUAGUGCGGUUCAAAUCAGAGGUCGCCCAACCACCCCAAGCAGUGCGCCGGUCUUCCGCCCUGAGCUUCCUUUAUAAGGGAUUCGCAUACUGUGGAUUCUUCAUAUUUUCGAGCGGCGUGGCAGUACUGGCGUUCUUCGUCUAUGAUGCAACUACAUACCGCGAGGAGCCUAGCGCGGAGGACAUCCCGGUAUCGGAAUUGGCGCUGAACCCACCGCGUGGAGGACCGAAGAACUUGCCUAUCGCGGAGGUGCUUAUCGGCGAGCAUGAUUCGGAGGGCAUGAUUGAAGCGCGGGAUAAGCCUAGGCUGGUGAUUUUGGGAACGGGUUGGGGGAGUGUUGCUCUCCUCAAGCACCUCACACCAGGUGACUACCAUGUCACGGUGGUGUCGCCUACCAACUAUUUCCUCUUUACUCCUAUGCUGCCGUCUGCGACUGUGGGAACGCUUGGGCUGAGGUCACUGGUCGAGCCUGUGCGGCGGAUCAUUCAGCGGGUUCAUGGGCACUUCAUCAAGGCUGAGGCAGUGGAUGUAGAGUUCUCGGAGAAGCUGGUUGAGGUGUCUCAGGUAGAUGCCAAUGGCAACAAGCAGAACUUUUAUCUCCCGUACGACAAGCUUGUGGUUGGUGUUGGCUGCAAAACAAACCCGCAUGGUGUCAAGGGACUCGAGCACUGCAACUUCUUGAAGACGAUUGAUGAUGCGCGGCAAAUUAAGAACCAAGUGUUGGAGAACAUGGAAUUGGCAUGUUUACCCACCACCAGUGACGAGGAGCGUAAACGACUACUCUCCUUUGUCAUCUGCGGUGGAGGACCGACUGGUGUCGAGUUUGCCGCUGAGCUUUUUGAUUUGCUUAAUGAGGACCUGCUUUACUCUUUUCCCAGGAUUCUGAGGAACGAAAUCUCAGUUCACCUCGUUCAAAGCCGGAGUCAUAUCCUAAACACAUACGAUGAAGCCCUCUCCAAGUUUGCGGAAGCUCGUUUCGACCGUGAUGGUGUUGAUGUCUUGACCAAUGCUCGGGUCAAGGAAAUCCAGGAAGACAAGGUUCUCUUCACGCAAGUAGAAGACGGGAAAAAGGUCCUCAAGGAAAUCCCUAUGGGCUUUUGCUUAUGGUCGACUGGUGUCUCGCGGAGCGAUCUUUGCAAGACACUUUCGGACAAACUGGAUGGGCAAAACAACAAGCACGCCUUGGUUACAGACUCCCAUCUGCGUGUUCUCGGAUCUCCCCUGGGAGAUAUCUAUGCCAUCGGUGACUGCUCCACCGUCCAGAAUAACGUAGCCGACCACGUCGUCUCCUUCCUCCGCACAAUCGCCUGGCAGAAGGGCAAAGACCCCCAGAAACUCCACCUUACCUUCAGAGAAUGGCGCGAAGUCGCCAACCGCGUCAAGAAGCGCUUCCCCCAAGCCUCCUCCCAUCUCCGCCGUCUCGACAAACUCUUUGAACAAUACGACAAAGACCAAUCCGGCACCCUGGACUUCGGCGAACUCUCUGAACUCCUCCACCAAAUCGACACAAAACUAACCUCCCUCCCCGCAACCGCCCAGCGCGCAAACCAACAGGGUGAAUACCUAGGCCGCAAGCUGUCCAAGAUCGCCGCGGCGCUUCCAGGCCUGCGUGCCAACGAGAUUGACUACGGUGACCUUGAUGACGCUGUCUACAAGGCGUUCAACUACAGACACCUGGGCAGUCUAGCGUAUAUAAGUAACGCUGCUAUCUUUGACUUUGGGGGGUUGAACUUUGGAGGAGGCGUGCUGGCUAUGUAUCUCUGGCGGAGUGUCUACUUUGCGCAGAGUGUUAGCUUCAGAACUAGGUGUAUGCUUGCUAUGGAUUGGGCUAAGAGGGCGUUGUUUGGACGAGACCUCAUGAGCUUCUAA